UUUGUCUUUUGAGCUAAUUGACUAAUCGUCGUUCUUGUCAUCCCUUAAACUGAAGAGCCUUAUACGCGACUACUGCAUGUUCAGCUCCCACAUCAGAAGCUCUCACCUGCACUGCAUUCUGCAACCCUAAGCCAUCAACCAUGGUUCUUCUACAGCUAGAUCCGUUUCUCAAUGAACUCACCAUCAUGUUCGAGCGCAGCACCGAGACGGGCUCUGUUUGGGUUACACUUAAACGAUCAUCCUUGAAGUCUAAAGCCGUGAGGAAUAAAAUGGGCGCAGCUGGUGAAGCGAUUGACUAUAAAUGCCUUAUUCGUGCCACCAAUGGGAAGAAGACAAUUUCUACAUC
Arachis ipaensis is the source of this 346-nucleotide messenger RNA. Lineage: Eukaryota; Viridiplantae; Streptophyta; Magnoliopsida; Fabales; Fabaceae. The record is from RefSeq and is a predicted model, not a curated record.